AUGGCACAAGCAGAGACUGAUCAAUCAAAUGGCGAUUCACAAAGAACGGUAGCCCGGGCUGCUUGCUUAAAUUGUCGUACUGCAAAAAGACGAUGUGACGGCGUUCAACCUAUUUGCGGACCAUGCGUUAAUCGUGGUGUAGAACCGGGAGGAUGUAAUUUUGUUACUUCAAAAAGAGGUGGACCUCGUUACAAAGGUGUAAAAGGUGCAGACGCAAUCAAAGUCAAAGCUGAACGUGACAGACGAUUACGUGAGGAUCAAAAGAUGAGAAAGAAAACGGAUAAAGGAGAAUCGUCAAAAUCUGUUCGUUCCAAUCAAAAUCCAGCUGCUUCAAGUACUGGAGGUAGCGGAAGCACAGGCAGUGAUAGCCCAUACCAAAAUGAGAUUCCACAGAAUCAAUGGGGAUCGCCACAUUAUGCCACACCUUCAAAUGCAUCCUUUCCAUACUCGCCUGCCGUCUUUGCAGCUGUCCCUUCACCACAUCAGGGCUCGGCAUACGGCACACCAUCUUCUGCUCAACCAUUCAUGCCAACAUCAGAAGGAAUCGGGAGAGAGCAGCAUUACUACCACAGCCAAGCACAGCAAAUGCCCGGCCAGCAAUUCAUCGCACCUGAACAACCAGCAGCAUUCCCUCCACCACCAGCUCAGCCAAUCAACAAUCUGCCUUCAGCUAUACCAACUGCAGCGGAUCCUUUCGGUCAACCUACACACAGCUUGCCUCUUUCUGAUGCAUUCCCUGGAUUUGGAUCGGGUGAACUGUCGUUUGCAAAUCUGGAGCUAUGGCAGCGACUUCAAGAACGUGAUGCGGGACAAAGCGAGAAUGGUCAGUUCUCGGACUUCUUCUCUCGACUGGAAGUUUUGCCAAAAGCAGGUAUAAUCGGUGGUGGUGACUGUGGAGAUCCUUUGGAUGUUUUAAUGGAUUGGGAAGGCGGGCAAACGGGUGGGAACGUACAGGAUAAUGAACAAGGCGUUCGAACGCUACUGUCAGACUUCUACGAGCUAGUCUAUCCUGCUUGUCCUGUCUUGCCAUCACCUGGCAGUCUACCAUCUUUGGCAUUCUACUUCUCCGGUAAAGGACCUUGUGGAUUGUUUGCAGCGCUGAGUGCUGUGGUGGCAUUGCAUUUACCGGACGAAGAAACCUACAAAACCCUCAAAGCAAGCCAGCAUCCUUUGCAGCGGUAUGAAGGAAGUCCAGUAGGAGGAUCAGUGGUGUCGUCACAAUCAAACAAGCCGGCAGAAGAUGUGGCGGCGUAUCAUGCCAAGACAUCUGAAUUCAUUCUACACCAAUAUGAAGAACAUCAAAGGACAUGCUUUAUGGACGCAAAUGCAACCAAUCCAUUUGACGGUAUGGACGAAGAGCUGAUAACGAUCGAAGCAGGUGCCGCUCAUACAUUAUUGUGUCUAUACUACUACGGAAGCGGAAAGCCAUUAGGACAUCAACGAGCAUACAAACAUGCCGUUGAUGGAUGGAAUCUGAUGCAAAAGCUUGAUAUUCAAAAGAAAACACAUGAGUGGGGUAUAGAUGAAGGCAAGGAAGAGCCUGCCAAUUCAAGAAAACCAUUUGCUGCUGAAAUCAAAUUGGAAUGGGCAAAACGUGUCUAUUGGUGCUCGUAUGCUGCUGCUACAGUGAUGAGUUGUACCGGAGGUUUUACGCCUUUUGGCAAUCCAAAGGAUGGCAUCAUGGAUCUGCAAUUGCGUCCAAGCUUGGAAGAUGUUUCGGCAUGGGGUGUAAUGGUACGUGGAGCACAACAAGUUUCAAGAAGUUAUAGGCUCUUAUAUGAAUUGGACAUGCUGAGAACACGUGUGAUCGAACGUGGAACGAAUAUGACGGGAGACGAGAUUCAACAAACCAUGAACGAACGACAAAACAUCUUUAAUGCAAUGUUGAAAUUGGAUACCGAAGUAGGCAACUACACUCGAUUCGAUGCAGGAUGGAGAGAUCCACCUCCAGAACCCGGAGAUCAAGGAUUCAUUUCGGCUGACAAAGAAUUGGCAAGAAGCUUGAAAGCAUCCGGACGAUUGAUGACGUCCGGCUCAAUGAUCAUCUUGCAUCGUGCUCAAGCAUUUUCCAAUGCUAGAGUGUUUAUGCAACCACAAUGCGGUAUCCCUCAAGCAGGCAGGUUGCAGAACACACAAGGCCACGAUAUUGGUGGGAACACGAUCAUGCAUCGAGCGGAAAUGGUAGAUCUUCCAGCGCCUAGAUUGAAUUACACACCAGUGCAAUCGCAGGCUGGCUCUGAUGUCGGCAUACCUCCUUCGAAUUCAAAUGGUGCUCAUUCAAGAGAUCAAGGGCAGUACAGUCAAGAUCAUACAGAGUCAUCCCAUCCAUUCUUGACCGAUCGUUUUGCCGGUGGACCGUUUGAGCCGCCUCAUUCGCUGGAUCGUUGUCGCUUUGCAGCAAGUACAAUGGUUGGCACUUUACCUCGUAUUUUGCGUGACAAAGGCCGGGUUCCCAAGCUACCGCCUUACAGUGCAUGUUCUUAUGUGCUGGGAGCUUAUUCAAUUCUAAUGUUAACACUUUUAAUUCAAGUUCGCGGAGAGAUGGCAGUACAAAAUCAAGAUGGAAGUAAUCAAAAUGUUACAAUCCAAGGACAAGAACUUAAACGACAAGUUGAACUUCAUCGUGCACCCGUUCGUGAUAUAAUUUUGGCUUUGCGUAAAUUUGCAAACGUUUGGGCGAAAGCGGCAGAUUAUGAAGUUGAAGUUUCAACAUUGUUGACUGCGAAUGAAAUCUUGGGAAAAAUGGCUCCAAAUUCUCGCAUCAUCCUUUGCAGACAUUCACAAGCAGAACACAAUGUCGAUCUCGAUUACAGCAUUCCUGAUGCACCUCUAACACCGCUAGGGAAGAAACAGUCAGCUGCAUUGUCACCACAAAUCACACAACUUCAAAGUGAAGUUGAUGUAUUGAUCACAUCACCAUUACAACGCACUCUUCAAUCAACAAAGUUGGGAUGGGGACCUGUGGUGGAAAGAUUGGGAAUCAAAAACGUCAUUUGCUUACCUCAAGCUCAAGAGUGUAACGCUUUCCCAUGUGAUACGGGAAGUGCUCGUGAAGUGUUGGAGAGCAAAGACGAGUUCAAGGAUUUCAAUUUUGAGUUACUAACCCCCGAUUGGACAAGUAAGAAAGGAUUCUAUGCGGCCGAUGAAAAAACUCUCAACGCCCGCGCCCAAUGGGUACGCCAAUACCUUCGCGGCCGUCCAGAAAAGAACAUUGUGCUGGUAGCACAUGGUGACAUCCUCCGCCGCAUCACAGCAUCUGAGAAAGGAAACAGUACUUACCAAUGGAAAAAUGCCGAAGUUCGCUUGUACAACUUCGACCCUGAAUUUGUAGAAAAAGACGCAUGUUACCUCAAGCAAAUCUCUGACGUUGCAGCUGCCGGUGGCUACGAGCAAACGUCCACCGAUAUGGAAUUCAACCCACAAGCAAAGCAUUAA
Messenger RNA from Meira miltonrushii, 3435 nucleotides. RefSeq lists its product as uncharacterized. The record is from RefSeq and is a predicted model, not a curated record. Gene Ontology annotation, molecular function: DNA-binding transcription factor activity, RNA polymerase II-specific; zinc ion binding. Gene Ontology annotation, biological process: regulation of DNA-templated transcription. The transcript is spliced from 4 exons. The coding region runs from base 1 to 3435 and encodes 1144 amino acids. NCBI's taxonomy places the organism in Eukaryota, Fungi, Basidiomycota, Exobasidiomycetes, Exobasidiales, Brachybasidiaceae.